UUGAGAUUUGAGGUGGUCCAAAAUAGCCGUUGUUUGCUAAUGUUGAUAUAUGUCCUUAAACUCCUAACAUUUAAUAUGUUGAAACGUUCAACUACCACAGCAGGUGUGUGCUUGUGGGAGUGAUGCUGGUGGGAAACUCCCUCUACAUUCCCAUGACUGGGAAUGACAAAAAAAACAACAAAAAAAAACCCCACAACCCCGCUAGGCCAGGCUGAGAUCAGUGACCAACCAUGAUCUUGCGACGGUGGGGCCUAUUGCUAACACUGGAAUGCAUGUUUCUAUGCGUCUCCAGCCAGUCUCCCAGUCAGAAGCGGCAGUGUGCCUUUCAGAUCAAGCCCAACAACAACAAAUAUCUCCAGGAGGGAAAUGUCAGCGGCUCGGUGCAGAUUUGCGAGCGUACGCACUGCUGCGUGGGCUAUUUCCUCAUCGUCCGUGGCCAGCCAGAGGUUGACGUUCUGGCUUGCAAUAAGGUUGAAAAGUCUUGCCCGCAUGCAACCUGCAAGCCGCAAGCUCGUCAAAAGAAUCUGGUUAAAUGUGUAUGCAACGCAGACCUGUGCAACAGCAAUAUCAAUUGGACUGGGCUGUCACAAGAGCCCGGGCCCACUGGCUCUGUGGAUGAAACGUGGAUAAUCAUUGUUGUCCUGAGUGUGGCGCUCCUCUGCUUUGUAAUUGUUGCUCUUCAGUGGCUGCAUCUCUCACAGAGGAAGAGUAACAUUUCUUCAAGGGAGACGCCCCAGGCUUCCCUUCAUAGCUCACCAGUGUGUUCCUGCCAAACAACACACACCUCGCAGAUGGAUGUCACUCAUAUACAACUACAUCAGAUGGUGGCCCGUGGGCAUUUUGCCACGGUGUGGAGGGGAACACAUGGAGGUUCUGUGGUGGCUGUGAAAGUUAUCCCCGCCGCCAUGAAGCACGCGUUCACCUCUGAGGAAGAGGUCUACGGGCUUCCACUGAUGAAGCAUGCCAGCAUCAUCUGCUUCCUGGGCUCUGGGAGAAGGUCACAUGACGGCAGCUGGCUCAUUGUCCUGCAGUAUGCAGAAUAUGGCCGCACGGUGACUGAGUGGUUAGUCAGGAGACCGGGAAGACCUACCGGCUCUCUGCACUCCUUUCUGUGCAAGAACACCACCAGCUGGCUGUUGUCGCUCAAGAUGUGCCACUCUUUAUCACAGGGACUCUGCUAUCUCCACACGGACCUUCAUACACAAGAAGGGCACAAGCCGCCUGUGGCCCACAGAGACCUGAGCAGCUUCAAUGUGCUUGUACGAGCAGAUGGUACUUGUGCCCUUUCUGAUUUUGGUUGCUCCACCAUCCUGCGCUCAUGUUUGGGACACUGCCAAACAAGAACCACAAAGAGUCAUGCUCAGGCCGGCACCCUGUGCUACAUGUCCCCCGAGAUCCUGGAAGGUUCCGUUAAUCUCCUCAGCAACUGGUGCCUGCACGCUGAUGUCUAUGCUCUUGGUUUGCUGCUGUGGGAGAUCUGGAUGCGCUGCUCGGCUUUAUUUCAAGAUGACGCCCCUCCACAACACCUGCUACCUUACCAACAAGAGCUGGGAGCCAGGUUGACUUGGGAGAGCCUCACCAUUCACGUGUCUCACAUGGAAAGAAGACCAUCCAUACCAGAGCAUUGGCGGCUGCUGAGACAGGGGUCUGCGCUGCAAGGUCUACUGAGGGAAUGCUGGGACUGUGACCCAGAUGCUCGGCUGACUGCUCAGUGUGUUGUAGACAGAUUAGUAUCUCUUCACUCUCAUUAUUUUGUAUAACAAUUAUCUUCACCUUGUCUUCUUAUUGUUUACAUAUCGAUAGUAAGUCUUGAGGAUCCCUCAGUGAAGCUCCUUUGUUACUGCAUUGAAUCAUUUUUAAGAUCAAUGCCAAUCAUGAGAUGAAAUUAGACACUGUUGCUGUCACUUUAGACAUGCAGGAAUCAGAAAAGAAGCUGCAGGCUGUAUGACAAGACAAGACACGUUGAUUUCUGUCACACACUUUAACAGCAAGGCAAUUCACAAUGCUUUAUUCAGUGUUACAAUUUAUGUAAAGGCACUAUACCUGUACAUCUUUUUUGUGUUUUUAUGUUUUUAGGUCUUGUUUUUGAAUCUUUUAAGUGCUUUUAACCCUUAAAAGGUUCUAAAUAUUGUCAGUCAUUUGUCCCUAAUGACAAAAAGUCCCCCAAAUCUCCCCCAAAAUAUUAUAUAUUCAUUUUUUCCUCUUGUCUUUUAAGACCACUUCAGCCUGAAAUAUUGUUUAACAUUUUUUUUUAUUGAAAAGAAAGCAAAACUAAAAAAAAAUAAUGAAUUUCUCUAAAAUACAUUUCAAGGAGUAUUUGCUUUAUUUUAUUAUUGUUAGGCCCUGAAAUGGGUAAAUGAUUGGCAGCAGCAUUGUGUCAGAUAAAAAACAAACAAAAAUAACUCACACUUGAGGUGCGAGGAGAUGUGCAUUCAAAAGUUUAGAGAUUCAAAUUUUCUUUUUGUGUAUCAUGUAUAUUUUUUUAUAAAUCACAAGUACACCCAUUUGAGAACCACUGUACUUUGCUGUAGGAUCAAACUUGAUAUAUUUUCAAAACUGUGUGUAUUGUAUUCUUGUGAAUAUUGUCAUUCAUCCAGGUCCAUUGUAUUCUCAGGGCAUUCAAUCGUGCGUAUUGCAUUAUUAUGAUGGUCAUAAUCACUGGUGGUAUAAUAUACACACUUCUACACUUCUACACUUUGUGGUGGAGGACAUGGAUUUGAUUCCCAGCCAUGUACUGCAUCAGGAAGAGUAUCCGGCGUAAAAACUAUUAACUCACUGUGGUCACCCCUGCAGUUGCUGAGCCAGAAAUUUUUCAUUGGGGUGGCCAAGGUGAGACCAUUACUCACAUAGGGGUGGCAAUAAGUUGAUACCUGAAUUGUCUAGAUGCCCGUUGGGGUGGCCGGAGAGUGACCAAGAGAGGCGCCAUUGGACUCCUGACAGGCUGAAAGUGGGAAAAUAAAAUGUUCAUUGUGAGCUUAGAUAACAGAUACAGUACACACGUGCAUGCACACAACUUUUCAUACAGGUGUAGUCCACAUUCUCAGAUGACUAAGAGGCCAAUCAUUUGAAAGUUGUCACGUCCAUGCCUUUUCCAUGACAUGAGGCACAUUUUCCAUAGAGACUGAACAAAAGUACAACUACAAAAAUAAACAUUGACACCUAUCAAAACUAGACAUUAUUACAUUAUGUUUAUUUUCUACCUUUUUUUGUAUUGGAUCCCAUUAGACGUACGUAAUGAAGUGUUCAGUGAGUGACUCCGUGUUGAAAGCGUCACAAACAAUAGCUGUGGUUGCGCAAUAAUUCGUGUUGUUAAAAAAAGAAAAGAAACAAUUUAUGUUGUUCCCUUACGUAGAAGUUAAGUCAAGUGCGUGGAGGAUAAAAGGAGGGCGCGGCUUCCUGCGCAUGUUCUCUCCCUGCUGAAUGCGGAAGACAAACAUUGGAGCUCAGCUGGCACUUCCUGACCAAUUUACCAACUAAAAAGCUUCCAAAAGGACUUUAUAUAACGCCUGAAGUGUAAACA
Molecule: messenger RNA, 3520 nt
Organism: Dunckerocampus dactyliophorus (ringed pipefish)
Lineage: Eukaryota; Metazoa; Chordata; Actinopteri; Syngnathiformes; Syngnathidae
Product: anti-Muellerian hormone type-2 receptor-like
Exons: 14
Coding region: 231-1760 (509 amino acids)
Biological process (GO): protein phosphorylation; BMP signaling pathway; cellular response to growth factor stimulus
Cellular component (GO): signaling receptor complex; plasma membrane
Molecular function (GO): ATP binding; transforming growth factor beta receptor activity
Source: RefSeq, a predicted model, not a curated record